This is a messenger RNA of Paramecium octaurelia, 243 nucleotides long. Lineage: Eukaryota; Ciliophora; Oligohymenophorea; Peniculida; Parameciidae. The record is from the annotation of a GenBank genome assembly.
AUGAGAGUCACAUUAAUAUUCUUAGAUAAUUAAAUUUAAGAGUUUUCUGGGUUUUAUUGGAAAAGGGAUACCCUUAUCAUCUUGAUAGAAAAGUAUUAAUUUUAAGCUGAUUCUGAUUAAAAGAGGAUUAAGUACCAAGUAUUCAAUGCACCAUUGACUAUUAGUUUAAAAAUUGAGGUUACUGAGUUGGGUAAAGAGAAGGAAUUUUGUUGGUUUUUCAACUAAAGUUUGAGACUCUAAUGA